AGCGACAGCGCGAGACAGGAGCGGAGAGGAGAGAGGAGGCGUUUGACCCAACACCGGCUCCGUUUUGACGUUUUUCGGGGUGAACUUCUUCCCAAGGAUGUGAAGAUUAAACGGGGCUUUUUAAUGCGGAACCUCCGCGGGAUUUGACGCACCGGCGGAGCGCCGUGGACGGGAUAACCGGAGCGAUAGAAACCGUCCUGUGAUGGUCCUGUAAUACUUCACUGCGUCUGUUUUAUAUUAACUGUUUGGGAUAUUAUAUUUAAUGCUCGCUGAGUCCAUGAAAGCACCUGCACAUGACUUCUUCAUGACGUAAGACAUAAAAAUGAAGCAACGUGGAGCCUCUCCAUCAUCUUCCCUCUAAAGUUCUGCCUUGAAACUCCAUACCAGAUUUUUUUUUGGAUUAUAUUCGGCCAAGUAAAACAGGAUAUAUUGUCAAAUAUAUUUAGUAUAAAAAUACAGAAGUAGAUAUUAUCCUCAUUUUACCUCUUAACUUGCACUAUUUAGAAUUCUGUGUAUUGAAAUAUACUUUUCAAGAUCAGAUUUUAUGUUUUACUUUGUUUCUUUUGGGUUCAACAUUUUUAUCAAGUAAGUCAAAGUUAAAAAUUAAUUAUCAGGACAUAUAGGUGAGGUAACGUUGAAAAAUCUGAUACCAACAUGGCAUGGUAAAGAUUUUUAACAGAUUUUUUAAAGGACAUAAUAGGCGAAGAGCUGUCAGUCAGUUAAUGAAGCCAGAUGAAUCACAUGCUUCUGAUCCCUGGGAGUGCUACUGCUUUCUACUGGAUGCUACUGUCUGGAGCUUGUUUUCUUUUAUAAGUCGAGAGUUUACGGAUUUCCUCCAGCUUCACUGUGAAUAAACCAACAACAACAACAACAACAACAUGUAUGCUGGGAGGAAAAGAAGAAAACCAGCGCAGAAGGGAGCCAAACCGACGCCAGCUGAAGCCGGCAAGUCAAACCCGUCCAAACGCCACCGUGACCGGCUGAACUCAGAACUGGACCGGCUCGCCAGCCUGCUGCCGUUCCCUGAAGACGUCAUCUCCAGCCUGGACAAACUGUCUAUCCUGAGGCUCAGCGUCAGCUUCCUGCGCACCAAGAGCUUCUUCUCCGUGGCGCUGAAGAACCAGCUGUCCAACGGCUUGAAGAAGAGCAGUGAUCACAGCGAUGACAGCAAAACAUCUGUUGAUGGCGGCGUACCUGAGGGGGAGCUGCUGCUGCAGGCUCUGAAUGGCUUCGUCCUGGUGGUGACAGCUGAGGGAAUCAUCUUCUUCUGCUCCCACACCAUCCAAGAUUACCUCGGCUUCCAUCAGACCGACGUGAUGCAUCAGAGUGUGUUUGAGCUGAUCCACACUGAAGACCAACAGGAGUUCAGGAGCAACCUGCACUGGGCCCUCAACCCCCCUGCCGGCCUCGGCCCCCCCACAGAUCCCUCCACAGAUGGUGAGUCCGUGUCGACCUCUUCCUGCCUGGUGAGCUACAACCCCGACCAACUUCCACCUGAAAACUCCUCCUUCCUGGAGCGAGGCUUUGUCUGCCGCUUCCGCUGUUUGUUGGACAACUCCUCCGGCUUCCUGGCGCUCAACAUCCAGGGUCGACUCAAGUUCCUCCACGGUCAGAGCCGCCAGCAGAGCGACAGCGAGGGGAGCACGCCGCCUCAGCUCGCCCUGUUCGCCAUCGCCACGCCCCUCCAGCCUCCGGCCAUCCUGGAAAUCAGGACCAGGAACAUGAUCUUCAGGACGAAACACAAGCUCGACUUCACACCCAUGGCCUGCGACGCAAAGGGUAAAAUUGUUCUGGGCUACACUGAGGCGGAGCUGAGAGUUCGAGGUUCGGGAUACCAGUUCAUUCAUGCUGCCGACAUGCUGUACUGUGCCGAAAACCAUGUCCGAAUGAUAAAGACGGGCGAGAGCGGCCUCACCGUCUUCAGGCUGCUAACUAAGGACAACCGGUGGAAGUGGGUCCAGGCCAACGCCAGACUCGUCUACAAGAACGGAAAGCCAGACUACAUCAUCGCCACGCAGAGGCCCUUAGUUGACGAGGAAGGAGGGGAACACCUGAGGAAGCGAUCGAUGCACCUUCCCUUCACCUUUGCCACUGGAGAGGCGAUGCUCUACCAGACCGGUUACCCACUGCACGGCUUCCCUGAUUCCUUCCAGGGCAAAGCCAAAGGCAGCAAGUCCAAGAAAGGAAAGCAUGACAAGAGCUCUUCAGACGACCUGGACCCAAAGUCCCUGCUGGGAGCUCUGAUGAGCCAGGAUGAGUCUGUGUAUGUCUGCCAGCCGGACACAGAGCCUAAGAUGUCUUACCACAGCAGCCUUUUUAGUGAGCAGCAAGGUGACGGUGAUGGUUUUGGCGGCUUGUUAUGUGGCAACAGCUGGCAAAUUGCAUGUAACGGGGAGACGGAGCCAUGCAAUAACAAAACAUCCAGUUACGACCCACUGUUGGCCACUUUGGACUCCCUCUCCCUGGACGGGGAGGAAAUGUGCUCCAACAGUGAGCUUUUUAGCGCCUUGGAGAACCUGGGACUGAAUGCUGAGGACCUGGAGCUCCUGCUGCUGGACGAGAGGAUGAUCCAGGUGGAACUGGGCCCCAACCACAUCCCAACACUUGGUGACCUUCUCACCAACAACGAAAUCCUCUCCUACAUCCAUGACUCACUUGAAAGUGGGGCAGGAGGGGAGGAGCAAGGAGACAGAAGUGGAUUUGGACCUGCGAAUGGUUCACCGGCCCAAAGUAUCUCCCAGCAGCCACAGGGGUGCCUCACAUCUGCUGUCCCGCCAGCUCUUCCCAUCGUCCAGCUGUCCCAACAAAUGCAGCAACACAUCAGCUCAGGUGAGCCUGUGAAAGCUCAGCCGCCACAGAAUCAGUCUGUCUCCCAGCCCGCAACUGUGGACGGUAAGAUUUUAACUGGGAUUCCUAACAGUCACUGGGUGGUAACGACAGAGAACCACCAUCACCCCAACAACCACUCCCAUCACCACCCACAUACUGUACUCAAAGCCUCACCGGUGAACGGUGAACACAAACACAUCAACUCACUUCUGGAGUCGAGUCAACAGUGGACGGACCAGCACUCGCUCCACCUCCAGUCCCAUCAGCUCCUGAGCAGCCAGACUGCUCCGCUGCCCGGCUUCCAGAAUCACACAAACGGAUCUUACAUCCCGAAUGGACACACAGCAUUUCCGCCAAACGUGGAGCUCGGCCGCACAGGUUACAACAUCUCCAACACGCUACAUACAAGCGGCACGGCGCUAAACGGCAUGACCACGCCAGAUGUUUGUCACUACCAGAGUUUGGUGUCCAGCGCUCGGCCAUAUCAGCUGCAGGGUCACCAGAAACACCAGCAGAUGUUGCAGCAGCCGCCACCCUCUUGUUUGCCCCAGUGUCCCACCCAGAGCUCGGCACUGGAGUUAGAGCAGUUACUGGGUCUGUCCCAGCCACAGCACGGUCUGCCAUCAUUAGAGGCCUACAGCAUGUUCAACACUGCCACCACACAAGACUCCACUCACAGCAAGCUGGAGAACAGUUGCCUCCUCAGUGCCACCAACGCAGCGUACAUCAGGACGUGCCUGAUGCCCAAUGGAAAUGGCGUGGCCACAGGUGAAAUCUCAGACGGACUCCCCGCCCUGCAGGACCCCCAGAAAUCUGGAUUUUUCCUCUGAAUGGACGAUGGCAGAGUAUCAGAGGAGAAGAGAAGAGAAGUGUCAGACAUCACACUCCUGCUACUCUGAGAACCGACAGACGUGACCAGGAAAGUUUGUUUUUUUUAUCUGCCACACUGCGUAUUAUGAUAUUGCAAGUCAAGUGCUCACUGAAAGUUUAAUUGUCGUCUUUGGAUAAGCAUUGGUGUUUCCAGUUUGCUGGAGGAUGUACCUGAUCGGAGCCAAAACUCAUCACUUUCUGACCUGUAAAUACACUGUUCAAGUCCUGAAGAGAGGAAAGAGAUAGUCUAGGGAUGCAAUUUCUUUCUAAACGAUAGGCUGACCCUUGAUAACAGACCAUUAACCGCAAACUAACAGGCAGGCAACCGAGUCCAAGUUGCAUUACCCCUUUUCGCAAACCUAGUUCUUUUCCUGGGUGGUUCUGGUGCUGGUUCUGGUGCUGGUUCUGGUGCUGGUUCACAGUUGGUUCAAACAAACUGUCUCAGAACCUGUUUGCUUUUCCACAGGCUCGAGAGCCACGUCAUUACAUCACUGUAUAUGUCUGGAAACAUCUCCGUUCUCCGUGACUAUAAUAAAAACAAUGGCGGACCACAUCGUCUGAUUACAAAUAUUGCUCUUGGCUUUCUGAGCCUACAUUGGCAUCCAAACACGACUGGUACAACACAUUUGUUCUGCUCAUCUUGAUCGCUCUGGAUGUUGAUUACGUUCUUAUUAACAGUGAACGUAAGAUGCUAGACUUUAAUGUAAGCUAACGCUAUCCCACAAACACAAGCCUAUAUCAAUCACAUUGCACUUAAACCAAUAAAAUAAACUGAUUGAUACAUGUUUUAUUUGGUCUUGUUGGUCAUGACAAUGCCGCCCCUGACAUAAGUGGUUCGUGGUCGGAGACCAGCAAUAAGUUUGUGCUGCUCUGGAACCAGUUUCCCUGGCCCAGAGCCGGUUCUUUGGCAGUCGAAACGCCAAGAACUGGUUCUGAGAUUAAGCACCUGCUCCGAACCAGCCCUGGAACUGCCUUGGUCCAAAAGGGGUAUGAGGACUGGGCACUGCCCUUCCAUAAAGUUUUCCUUAAUUCACGUUAAUAAUUAGGAUUUUACAACAGAAAUACCUGUGUUUACUCCGUGUAUAUUUGCAUACCAUGCAGCCGAAAAUGGGGAAUUUGUUAGAAUUGGUCUGAUUAUAAGUGUACGAAAACGCAUACCAGGUGUUGCUGGUAUUUCUCCAAUAAGUGACUCCAAAAACAAAUAAGGUUGCCCAUAUCAUCCCGAAAGUUUUAUUUUUAAUAUUUAUUUACUGUUUAACUGAUUGAGUCAAAAUUCUUGUUGUCAGUUAACGGUUAAUUAUUAUCAUCCCUAGUGUAGCCCCAUACUGAAAGUCAAAUAACUUUGGAUAGUUAUACAUCCAGUGAUUCUGUAAUCUGCUUGUUUUUCCUCAUACGGGAAUGUUAAUCACGUGAAGAGGGAACGUUUAUUACAGCCAUGAGAUUUGGACCGAACACACCAACAGAUGAUUUACACUUCAGCGUUUGUUCGUAGAUGUAGACGACCUGUAGGGUCCGUAGAUGUCGUUCGUCCUGGUGCUUUACAUGUCAACAAAACAGCAUUUCAUUCUUAUCGUUGAUAUUGUUGAGAUGAGAUUUAAACAGAUAGUAGAAAGGUUAAAAUCAGAAAGUUUUUAUUUAUUGCCGCUGCCACAGAAAAAACACACGUGGCAGCUGUUUAUCCUAAUGCUGCAUUUUAGCCUACUCGAGGUUUACAAUGAUGUUGUGCACUAAAGACAGAGUCAGAAAGGAUCUGAUUUGUCCGCCAGUGGCACUGAAAUCAAACAAAAAAGCAUUUGUGUUUCCUGAUUGGAGACAGUGUGAAAAUCUCCCGUUAAUGCCUUGUCUCGGCGGCCUCGGCCAGUCAGACUCCCGCUUACUUUAUCCUGCAGUCGUGUCAUGUGGGAAACACUGAGUGCACUUACAUGCACGCAGUAAUCCAUUAAGGACCUAAUUGUAAAUAAUAGAUCACAAACGAAGGCCGAAGAGGAAGUGCAUGGAAGUAUUUCUCAAGUUUUUGUUUUCCUGUCAUCACAAAUAAUUGAGAGAAUAUAUGCACUUAAAUGUCUUUUUUUUAAUUUUCAUAUCUGGCCGUUAUGUUCAUGUGUAGAAACUGAUUUACAGUAAAGAUCAGAAGCAAAGUGAAAGUGCUCCUUGAUCCGUAGUAUUAGCUGGAAACUCAAACCAAACGGAACAGAACAGAGCUAACAGACACAAGCUCGAAUAUAAAGUCCAAAUAGUUUUUGUCCUUCCUUUGCAAUGUAGACUUUCCUCACAGGACUGUGAAAUGCUCAAAUGCAUUUAACUUCUGUUAAAGCUGCUACAUUUACAGUGUACAGAGUUUGAAGAUGUCCAUCAACACAAACACUGUGAUAGUCCAUACUUCACACUCACAGACAGAAACAGUAUAACUAAAACAAAGAAUCAUAACUUCCCAUGUCCAUCAGUGGGACAUGAGCUCAUGCUGUGUUCAUGUCAUGUCACAUUAACUGUAAAUAACACAUGCAGCUUUUUAACGCAAAGUGAUGUUGAAGAAAAUUACAAUUUACAUGUGUUGAGUUUUUUUUUUAAACAAUACUGUAUCCAAAUAAUUUUUUUUCAAUGACUUUUAAUUUAGGGUAUGAUUGAAAUGAUUAUUGACAUUUAUAAAAAUCUAUACGUGCUUAUUUUUUAGUUUUUAUGUGUGAUUAUAACCAAUAAUUUUAAACUAGCUCACUGCUGAUGUGUUUGGAAGACCCUUUCGGCCAGUAAAAGAAAAGAAAAUAUGAUAAAAUGUAACCUUUUGAUGGAAAAGAAAUCCUGUCAGUGUGAAUGACAAGCUUUCU
Molecule: messenger RNA, 6521 nt
Organism: Centropristis striata (black sea bass)
Lineage: Eukaryota; Metazoa; Chordata; Actinopteri; Perciformes; Serranidae
Gene: ahr1b
Product: aryl hydrocarbon receptor 1b
Exons: 12
Coding region: 879-3659 (926 amino acids)
Biological process (GO): regulation of transcription by RNA polymerase II
Cellular component (GO): nucleus; aryl hydrocarbon receptor complex
Molecular function (GO): transcription cis-regulatory region binding; protein dimerization activity; nuclear receptor activity
Source: RefSeq, a predicted model, not a curated record